Marmota monax (woodchuck) is the source of this 1621-nucleotide messenger RNA. It is a transcript of the gene Mrpl54, whose product is annotated as mitochondrial ribosomal protein L54. Bases 7 to 486 code for a protein of 159 amino acids. Gene Ontology annotation, cellular component: mitochondrial large ribosomal subunit. The transcript is spliced from 3 exons. Gene Ontology annotation, molecular function: structural constituent of ribosome. The record is from RefSeq and is a predicted model, not a curated record. NCBI's taxonomy places the organism in Eukaryota, Metazoa, Chordata, Mammalia, Rodentia, Sciuridae.
CCUCUUAUGGCUGGGAUGGCACGUGGGAAAGAAGUGGGGCUGGGAAUACUGAAGAGGAGUGAGUCUGGUGGAAGACGCACUUCCGGUUGGGCUCAGAGUAGGCGGGGCCAGUGGCCUCCCCGGCCUCCGGGCGGCCGAGGAACUCUGCCUGCCGAGCGGGACAGUGGUGCCCACCUCCUAACGGCGGUCACCAAGGGCGCCAAGGGCGGGAAGGGCAGUGUGGUCAGCGAGGCCCUGAAGGACCCGGAAGUGUGCACCGACCCCGUGCGGCUGGCCACGCACGCCAUGGGCGUCAACAUCUACAAGGCGGGCCAGGACGUGGCCCUGAAGCCGGACGCCGAGUACCCCGAGUGGCUGUUCCAGGUGAACGUGGGCCCCCCGAAGAAGCUGGAGGAGCUGGACCCCGAGACGCGGGAGUACUGGCGGCUGCUGCGGAAGCUCAACAUCUGGCGCCACAACCGGCUGAGCAAGAGCAGGAAGCUGUAGUGAGCGGGUCCAGGCGGCUGGACCUGCCCCUCCCCACAGGCGCCAGCCUUCCCUCCCCUUCCCCAGGCCUCAGUGGGCUGCUGGAGUUCCUGGCCUUGUCCAGAGGCCUCGGCCCCAAACCUAGGAAGGGAGGCUGUCCUCACGCAGCCUCUGCCAGGGCCUCAAACCUGCCCGGAGCUGUUGGGAGCCGGAGAGAACCUUUUGAGCUUCAGGAACUGAAAAGCCCAGGUGCAGGUGUCGGGCUUCAGGCAGGGCUGGAUUCAGGUGCUUCAAGAUAAAGACCUGUGUCCUGUCCGUCCCUGGAUCUUUACCCCCCUAGCCUCAGGUCUCCUGGCCAGCACCCCCGACACACACACACACUCAGCAAGUGGAGCUGGGCGAGGGGACUGCUCAGGGCAGUCCGUUGAGCUCAAAGGUCUGGUCCUCCCUCCCUCCCUCCCUCCCACUGAAGCCCAGGCUCAGCCUCCCACCUGGCCCUCCCCAGCUGCAUCAUGAGCCUGGUGGGCAGCCAGGUCCCUGCAUCCUCUCGCCCAGCCCAGCUGUGAGGUGGGCCUAGGAGCAAGACCCAAGCCCACCAGAUUGGAGGAGGGCAGGGGGGUGCCCAGUGAGGGGCAGCAGGGACCUCUCACAGGACUCUGCCCCACACAGGUCCACUGAUGGCCUGGGCCUGCCCCCUCCAGGCCCCUCUGGCUACAGACUGGACCCUGCAAGAGACCCUCAAAUUCUGCCCGGUCCCAGGGAGAUGAGAGCCCUCGUCCUCUCAGCAGGCUCUGCAGAAGGUGACCAGGCACCUACUCCCUGACUGGUCACAGAUGCAAACAUCCGUUCCUUCCUGAUUCUCAGGUUGUACCUGCCCUGCUUCAAGCCUGUGGCGGUUCUCCGCAGCACUCCAAGUAAAAGCCAGAGUUACAGUGGCCUCUGCGCCCUGCCCACCCUGCCUGGUCACCUCCCUUAACCCCUUCAUCCUCUGCUCCAGCCACAGGGACCCUCUGCUGAGCCUGUAAGACACCAGGCUUUUCCUGCCCCAGGGCCUUUGCAAGCUCUGCCCUCUGCCUAGACUGCUCUUCUCCCAGAUAACUCCCCAGCUGCUCCCUGCCACCUCCCCAGGUCCCCCAUUAAAGUUGCCGCACAACCA